AUGUCCCCUCUCAGAGGAUAUAUCACAUCCUACCCGCCGCGCGUACGCCAAUAUGGGAACGCGUUGCUCACACCCGUCUACCCGGUGCAGACUGGCCCAACGCCGCGCACGACGAAGCGUGGUACCACAGCGAUCAAUUACGCCGAAGAUGGCUACGAAGAGGAGGAUUUCGAUGAGAGCGAUAACCCCAGGCGACCGACUGGACUGAGGAGCCUGCGGCGCGAGGAAUCAUCCGGUGGCAUGGUGCCGAUGUCCGAGAAGCUGGGCAAAGAAGCGCAUGCGCCAGUGGAGGUGCAAGGAGUCUUUCGUGAAUGGAUGAUCAAAAGGAUGCUACGACCAGCGUGUGCGGACCAACUACAGAUUCAAGCGCAGCUUCCCUUGACACUCGUCCCAAUCCGAAUCGAUGUGGAAGUCCCUGCUCAUCAACCUCUCGAACCUUUCCCUCUGCCCCGUGGGGUCAUGGAUCCUAGCAUCAACCCAACUCUUCCCGCAUAUCGGAGACCCGAGCCAUUACCGCCCUUCAGGAUCAAGGACACGUUCCUCUGGAACCUCCAUGAAGCUCUUGCCACUCCGGAGGAGUUUGCCAUUGGAUUCGUCCGCGAUCUCGACCUUCCCAACCCCCAGGCGACCGCCAUGACCAUCAGCAACCAAAUUCGGCAACAGCUUGAAGAGUUUGCGGGUGUGGCAUUGCAUCCGUUAUUCUCAAGCACUCAACUGGCCCCUGCUCCAAGCGCGCCUCCACAGACUGAAGCAUCUCGAGACACAUCCAUGACUCCCGCUGUUACCAAUGUGGAGACCCCAGAUAGCCGGCCCGCUGGAGCUACUGUCACAGCGACGAAGGAUGCACUUGUCAAUGACAGUCUUUUGAACCCGGAUGACGCGUAUAGGUGUCUGAUCAACCUAAAUAUCAACCUACAAAAUAAGCUCUACACCGACAAGUUUGAAUGGUCUCUGCUCCAUCCUCCCGGCAUGGCCGAGGAGUUUGCGAAAAUCACUUGCGCCGAUCUGCAUCUCGGAGGUGAAUGGGUCAGUGCCAUUUCGCAUGGGAUAUAUGAGGCGGCCUUGAAGCUCAAAAAGGAAGUCUGCGAAAGUGGCGGUCUUAUGAGUGGAAUCAAUGGAUACGGCAAUGAGAUCGACAACCAAGCAGCAAACGGGGUUGAGGCUGGUUGGCGUUAUGACCCCGAGACUCUGGGUGAUGAGUGGGAGCCCAAGGUCGAAACCUUGUCGAAGGAAGAGAUCGAAAGACGAGAAGGUGACCGCGAGCGGCAGAUCCGACGCCUCCGACGAGAAACGGCCCGUUUCUCUUCUACUGCUGGUAUUACACCGGAGGCUUCUCGACAAAGCAGCGGGUACUUUGAGGUUGACAGUGAAACACCCUUGGGACGAGGCGAGCGAAACAAGCGAAAGCGUCGAUUCCGCAGUCUCAGUCCGUUGGGCAGAGGAGGUACACCCGGUGGUCGCGGCACUCCAGACACGAGCUCUGGUGCUGGAUACGGCGGUGGUGGUGGUACGCUUUCAGAAUGGGAACGGCAAAACUGGAGGUGCAACAACUGUAUGGUAUGGGGCACGGCAGUCUGGGCAGUGCGAGAUGGUCCCGAUGGUCCCCGGACUCUCUGCCACAACUGCGGUUUCCUUUAUGAGCGAGACAAGAUCGCCCCCGAAUGGUCUAAAGACCUACAUCGCCACGACGUUCCUGUCGGCCGCUUUAACUAG
Messenger RNA from Penicillium cinerascens, 1713 nucleotides. RefSeq names its product putative RSC complex subunit Sfh1. Lineage: Eukaryota; Fungi; Ascomycota; Eurotiomycetes; Eurotiales; Aspergillaceae. Gene Ontology annotation, cellular component: nucleus; nuclear chromosome; RSC-type complex. Gene Ontology annotation, molecular function: transcription coregulator activity. Gene Ontology annotation, biological process: regulation of transcription by RNA polymerase II; chromatin remodeling. The record is from RefSeq and is a predicted model, not a curated record. Bases 1 to 1713 code for a protein of 570 amino acids. The transcript has 4 exons.